AUGAAGUUCUACCAGAGCGCAGCCGUGCUCUGGAUCAUUAUCCAUCAAGCAAGCGCUACUUUCUGGGGCAUUGGAAAACUUCCCUUCUUCAAAAUUCCUUCUAGGUGUGACAAUGUGUGUACGCCUGGCCAGGAGAAAGGCUACGAUUGGGGUGGCAUCAGUGUUGGCAUCAUCGGCCUUUUCGAUGACUUCAACUUCUCCGGCUUCACUUGCAAGAACCUCCUAGAUUUCAAGAAAUGGACUGGCAAAUUCCAGGAUAAAUGCAUCGAAGGGAUUUUGGACAAGUCCAAAUCACUCUCUCCGAAGAUCAUUUCUAGGCAGAAGAAGGGAUUCUCGAUCGAUACGUUCCACAUCACUGUUGAUAUUGAUAUCGACGUUGCCUUCGAAUAUAACAUGCCCGAUGGAAAGAUCUGCAAAGAAAUCCAUCCUUGCUCUCCUGGAGGUUCCAUCAUCAAGAACACUCAGUGUGGAGGAGCCACCUCUGUUUCCUUCUUUAUCCCCAGCUUUGUUGCCAAGGCGAAAUGCAAGUUCGCCAUCCACAAGAUAAUCUUCAAGUGCGGCCCUCCUCAGUUCACGAGAACUGUAAUCCCCUCCUUGCCAGCCUCGACUAGGACCGUUGAUGCCACCACCACCACCACCAACCAAGGCGACAGCACCACCAUCACCCUCCCAGGCACAACCACAACCGUUGUUCUCCCUGGUGAAAGCACUACUGUUACUCUUCCAGGCGAAAUCACUACCACAACCCUUCCAGGCGAAACCACAGCUACGACCAUUCCCGGCGAAAGCACUACAGUUGUCGUUCCAGGUGAAUCCUCAACUGUUACUGUGCCUGGCGGAAGUACAACGAUUGUUGGUCCAGGAGAUAGCACAACCGUUAUCGUCCCAGGCACCACUACCCCGGCCGUCACUCCCACCGUCUCGCUGUCAACCUCAACUAUAUUCACUACUACUAUCGUCACCAUCACAGACUGCGCUCCCGAAGUUACGGACUGCCCAGCCAGCUCAGGCUCGACUGUCAUUGUCACCUCUACGAUCGCUGUUUCUACCACGCUAUGCCCGGUCACAAUCACCCCGACUCUGCCAUCGGGCCCAACUCCUACCCCAGGUAACUCAGGUGAACCCUCUUCUCAGGUUACUCUCAAUCCAAGCGGUUCCGAAACGAACGUUCCAGGGCAGCCAAGUACCACCGAAGGUUCUUCACCUGGCGAAUCCACGCCAGCUGUUCCAGGGCAACCAAGCAAUACCGGCAGCUCGACACCAGGCGAGUCUACACCAGUCGUUCCAGGACAACCAAGCACUACCGAAGGCUCUUCACCUGGCGAAUCCACGCCAGUUGUUCCAGGAGAACCAAACACCACCGGUGGCUCUUCGCCAGGCGAGUCUACACCUGUCGUUCCAGGACAACCCAGCAAUACGGAUGGUGCCUCGCCCACUGAGUCGAAACCAAAUGGUCCAGGUGUCGAGACCACUUCUCCAGCAGGACCAGUGCCAACCUCCCCAUGCCCUGAGGUUGUCCCCAAGUGCUUGAACACAUGGUUGGAUUUGCUGCCCAACUGCAACUCCAACAGUGACGCCAGCUGCUUCUGUCCAUCCUCUGAGUUUACCUCUGCGAUCGUCAAAUGUAUCGAAGCCUGGGGCGCUUCAGAUGAGGAAGUCCGAACCGCUAUUUCGUUCUUCACUGGUAUCUGUGCUGCCUACAUUCCCAAGAACCCCGGAAUCAUCACACAGAUUCCUACUCGUAUCCCUAUCGGCCCACCACCAACUGCAACAGCCCCAGCUGGCGUUACUGUUACCCAGACGGUUCCAUGCACGACAAUCGUUGUUUCCGAGGUUGUCACUCUACCUGAUGCUCAAGUGUCUACCCUCACCACCCAAAUCACCGUUCCCCAGGUUGCCUUCACCACCAACGGCCCCUCGGCCAACCCAACUGUUGACCUUGUCCCUGGUCCUGCUCCUGCGAUUGCCACUCCCUCCGGCGAUGCUGGUGUAGGUGCCUCGACGCUCCUUACUGUUCCAGCUACCGGUCCUGCUGGCCCCACGCCCACAGGCACUGAACUUUUCACUGGCGCUGCUGCCGCUGUCCCUGUUUCAGGUAGACUCUUAUUCAGUGCUGCAGCUGCAGCUGCUGGUUUUAUUGCCUUUCAGUUGAUGUAA
Uncinocarpus reesii 1704 is the source of this 2157-nucleotide messenger RNA. RefSeq lists its product as uncharacterized. The transcript has 3 exons. Bases 1 to 2157 code for a protein of 718 amino acids. NCBI's taxonomy places the organism in Eukaryota, Fungi, Ascomycota, Eurotiomycetes, Onygenales, Onygenaceae. The record is from RefSeq and is a predicted model, not a curated record.